AUGAACGCAGGACCAGUCGUGCAUGAUCGCGGGCCAAGUAGUCGCAAAUUGGUCGUGCUACUGGUCGUGCCACUCUACGAUUGGUGGUACCACCGAUCGUACGACCUCACAAUUGGUCGUACGAUCAGUCACGACCUGUCCCGAGCGUUUGCACGACCUUACGAUCGGUCGCACCACCAGUCUUUACCUCGCAAACCACUUUCCUGGGUACAGGUAACAAAAUGGCGGAUAUACAAGCAAUGUUGUUACUGCAGCAUCACUACGGCGUCGAAACCAACGAGCGAGAAGUACUGGGUACUGGGUGCGUCCCUGGAUCGAGAGGCGGUUCGAUUACGCCAAUCUAAUGGUGACGAAUAUGCACCUCACCUGUGCGUUGUAACUGUUCAUUCGUUAGCCAACGAGUCUGCGUGCGCAAGGUUGUACCUCCAUAAGUUGCACAGGACCACACCCUCCUGUGAACCCUCCAACUACACAGACCACACCAUCUGUGAAACCCUCAAUAACUACACAGACCACACCCUCCUAUGUACCCUCCAUAACUACCAUGACCACACCCUCCUGUGUACCCUCAAUAACUACACAGACCACACCCUCCUGUGUACCCUCCAUAACUACAAACACCAAAUCCUCCUGCGUACCUUCCAUAACUACACAGACCAUACCCUCCUGUGUACCCCCAUAACUACAAGGACCAUACCCUCCUGUGUACCCUCCAUAACUACACAGACCACACCCUCCUGUGUACCCUCCAUAACUACACAGACCACACCCUCCUGUGUACCCUCCAUAACUACACAGACUACACCCUCCUGUGUACCCUCCAUAACUACACAGACUACACCAUCCAGUGUACCCUCCACAACUACACAGACCACACCAUCCAGUGUACCCUCCACAACUACACAGACCACACCAUCCAGUGUACCCUCCACAACUACACAGACCACACCCUCCUGUGUACCCUCCAUAACUACACAGACCACACCCUCCUGUGAACCCUCCAUAACUACACAGACCACACCCUCCUGUGAACCCUCAAUAACUACACAGACCACACCCUCCUGUGUACCCUCCAUAACUACACAGACCACACCCUCCUGUGUACCCUCCAUAACUACACAGACCACACCCUCCUAUGUACCCUCCAUAACUACCAUGACCACACCCUCCUGUGUACCCUCCAUAAGUGCACAGACCACACCCUCCUGUGUACCCUCCAUAACUACACAGACCACACCCUCCUGUGUACCCUCCAUAACUACACAGACCACACCCUCCUGUGUACCCUCCAUAACUACACAGACCACACCCUCCUGUGUACCCUCCAUAACUACAAGGACCAUACCCUCCUGUGUACCCUCCAUAACUACACAGACUACACCAUCCAGUGUACCCUCCACAACUACACAGACCACACCCUCCUGUGUACCCUCCAUAACUACACAGACCACACUCUCCUGUGUACCCUCCAUAACUACACAGACCACACCCUCCUAUGUACCCUCCAUAACUACCAUGACCACACCCUCCUGUGUACCCUCCAUAAACUACACCAUCCAGUGUACCCUCCACAACUACACAGACCACACCCUCCUGUGUACCCUCCAUAACUACACAGACCACACUCUCCUGUGUACCCUCCAUAACUACACAGACCACAACCUCUUGUGUACCCUCCAUACCCUCCUGUGUACCCUUAAUAACUACACGGACUCCAUCCUCCUGUGUAACCUCAAUAACUACACAGACCACACCCUCCUAUGUACCCUCCAAAAUUACACGGACCACACCCUCCUGUGUACCCUCCAUAACUACACAGACUACACCCUCCUGUGUACCCUCCAUAACUACACAGACCACACCCUCCUGUGUUCCCUCCAUAACUACACGGACUCCAUCCUCCUGUGUACCCUCCAUAACUACGCGGACUCCAUCCUCUUGUGUACCCUCCAUACACAUAUCACACCCUCCUGUAUUCCCGACGUAACUACACAAACCACACCCUCCUGUAUACCCGACGUAACUACACAGACCACACCCUCCUGUAUACCCGACGUAACUACACAUAUCACACCCUCCUGUAUACCCGACGUAACUACACAUAUCACACCCUCCUGUAUACCCGACGUAACUACACAAACCACACCCUCCUGUAUACCCGACGUAACUACACAGACCACACCCUCCUGUAUACCCGACGUAACUACACAGACCACACCCUCCUGUAUACCCGACGUAACUACACAGACCACAGCCUCAUGUUCAUCCUCCAAUGCUAUUAGACUACAAAUUCAUAUUAACCCUCCAUAA
Messenger RNA from Pecten maximus, 2310 nucleotides. RefSeq names its product mucin-3A-like. NCBI's taxonomy places the organism in Eukaryota, Metazoa, Mollusca, Bivalvia, Pectinida, Pectinidae. The transcript has 4 exons. The record is from RefSeq and is a predicted model, not a curated record. Bases 1 to 2310 code for a protein of 769 amino acids.